Zalophus californianus (California sea lion) is the source of this 6252-nucleotide messenger RNA. RefSeq names its product lysine methyltransferase 2E (inactive) (gene KMT2E). Gene Ontology annotation, molecular function: protein binding. The record is from RefSeq and is a predicted model, not a curated record. Lineage: Eukaryota; Metazoa; Chordata; Mammalia; Carnivora; Otariidae.
GCCGCCGCCGCCGCCGCGGCCGCCGCCGCCGUCGCCGCCAUUUUCCCAGAGCGAGAGGCAGUGACACUGAGCGGGCGCAGGGGGCCGAGUCGGAGACCGUGCCUGAGUUCGGGAGCGGCAACAGAGGGGGCAUAGACACUCUGAGCAGCCUUGCCGUCGCCUCUGCGUUCCUGUUGACUGUUUGGGUGCCCCCUCCCCUACUCCUUGAUUGCUGGUGAAGAGGCUGCGCGCUGCUGUUUGGGGAGGGGGUGUGUGGAGCCGGGUCCUGUGUCCGCAGUGCCUGCUGUCGGGGGGUCGUCUGUUCGCGGAGGUGUGGAGAGGCUCCUUGGGGGUCGAGCAGAUAACGGGGUUCGGGUGUCUGGUGUGUGAACAUCACAGGUCUAUUCUGGAUAGCAGGUUUUGUGAAGACAUUUAUUCUUUCUUGGACCUCAGAUUUACCAGACAUCUCAUGGGUUUGUGGAUGCACUUAGAUGUUUGCAAUGAGCACUGUGGCUGGCAUGCCCCAGUGUUUUGGAUACCAAUGCAUAGGACUCCAUAGUAAUCGAAUUUACCAGAGGCGAACGUCAUGAGCAUAGUGAUCCCUUUGGGGGUUGAUACAGCGGAAACAUCAUACUUGGAAAUGGCUGCAGGCUCAGAACCAGAAUCUGUAGAAGCUAGCCCUGUGGUAGUUGAGAAAUCCAACAGUUAUCCCCACCAGUUAUAUACCAGCAGCUCGCAUCAUUCACACAGUUACAUCGGUUUGCCCUAUGCGGACCAUAAUUAUGGUGCUCGUCCUCCUCCAACACCUCCGGCUUCCCCUCCUCCAUCAGUUCUUAUUAGCAAAAAUGAAGUAGGCAUAUUUACCACUCCUAAUUUUGAUGAAACUUCCAGUGCUACUACAAUCAGCACAUCUGAGGAUGGAAGUUAUGGUACUGAUGUAACCAGGUGCAUAUGUGGUUUUACACAUGAUGAUGGAUACAUGAUCUGUUGUGACAAAUGCAGCGUUUGGCAACAUAUUGACUGCAUGGGGAUUGACAGGCAGCAUAUUCCUGAUACAUAUUUAUGUGAACGUUGUCAGCCAAGGAGUUUGGAUAAAGAGAGGGCAGUGCUACUACAACGCCGGAAAAGGGAAAAUAUGUCAGAUGGUGAUACCAGUGCAACUGAGAGUGGUGAUGAGGUUCCUGUGGAAUUAUAUACUGCAUUUCAGCACACCCCGACAUCGAUUACUCUAACUGCUUCACGAGUUUCCAAGGUUAAUGAUAAAAGAAGGAAAAAAAGUGGGGAGAAAGAACAAAAUAUUGCAAAGUGUAAAAAAGCCUUUCGGGAAGGAUCUAGGAAGUCAUCAAGAGUAAAGGGUUCAGCUCCAGAGAUUGAUCCUUCAUCUGAUGGUUCAAAUUUUGGAUGGGAGACAAAAAUCAAGGCAUGGAUGGACCGGUACGAGGAGGCCGACAGUAACCAGUACAGCGAGGGCGUGCAGCGGGAGGCGCAGAGGAUAGCUCUGAGGCUGGGCGGCGGGAGUGACAGAAAAGAAAGAAAUAAACCAGAUGUGAACACCAACAGUCUGCUCUUCAAACCUCCUGUUGAGAGCCAUAUACAAAAAAAUAAGAAAAUUCUGAAAUCCGCAAAAGAUUUGCCUCCUGAUGCACUUAUCAUUGAGUACAGAGGGAAGUUUAUGCUAAGAGAACAGUUUGAAGCAAAUGGAUAUUUCUUUAAGAGACCAUAUCCUUUUGUUUUAUUUUAUUCUAAAUUUCACGGGCUAGAAAUGUGUGUUGAUGCAAGGACUUUUGGGAAUGAGGCUCGGUUCAUCAGGCGUUCUUGUACACCCAAUGCAGAGGUGAGGCAUGAAAUUGAAGAUGGAACCAUACAUCUUUACAUUUAUUCUGUACAGAGUAUUCCAAAGGGAACUGAAAUAACUAUUGCCUUUGAUUUUGACUAUGGGAAUUGUAAGUACAAGGUGGACUGCGCAUGCCUCAAAGAAAAUCCAGAGUGCCCUGUUCUAAAACGUAGUUCUGAAUCCACGGAAAACAUCAAUAGUGGUUACGAGACCAGAAGGAAAAAAGGAAAAAAAGAAAAGGAUAUUUCAAAAGAAAAAGAUACGCAGAAUCAGAAUAUUACUUUGGAUUGUGAAGGAACAGCCAACAAAAUGAAGAGCCCAGAAACUAAACAGAGAAAGCUUUCUCCAUUGAGACUGUCGGUAUCAAAUAAUCAGGAACCAGAUUUUAUUGAUGACAUAGAAGAAAAAACUCCCAUUAGCAAUGAAGUAGAAAUGGAAUCGGAGGAGCAGAUUGCAGAGAGGAAAAGGAAGAUGACAAGAGAAGAAAGGAAAAUGGAAGCAAUUCUGCAAGCUUUUGCCAGACUUGAAAAAAGAGAGAAAAGAAGAGAACAAGCUUUGGAAAGGAUCAGCACAGCCAAAACUGAAGUUAAAACGGAAUGUAAAGAUGCACAGAUUGCCAGCGAUGCUGAAGUUAUGCAGGAACAAGCAAAAGAAGAAACUGCUAGCAAGCCACCCCCUGCCAAGGUGAAUAGAACUAAACAGAGGAAAAGUUUUUCUCGCAGUCGGACGCACAUUGGACAACAGCGCCGGAGACACAGGACUGUGAGCAUGUGCUCAGAUAUCCAGCCAUCUUCUCCUGAUCUAGAAGUCACCUCACAACAGAACGACAUUGAGAACACUGUACUUACAAUCGAACCUGAAGCUGAAACUGCACUAGCAGAACUAAUUCCCGAAACUGAAGCUCCAGCACUUACUAAAUGUCCUGCCAAGUACCCGAAAACUAAGAAGCACUUGGUCAAUGAAUGGUUAAGUGAGAAGAAUGAGAAGACAGGAAAACCUUCAGACAGCCUUUCAGAAAGGCCUCUGCGCAUAACUACAGAUCCUGAAGUGUUAGCUACUCAGCUCAAUUCCUUACCAGGCCUGGCCUACAGUCCCCAUGUAUACUCUACUCCUAAGCACUAUAUUCGGUUUACUUCACCAUUCCUUUCAGAAAAAAGGAGAAGAAAAGAACCUACUGAAAACAUUUCUGGCUCAUGCAAGAAGCGAUGGUUGAAACAAGCCUUAGAAGAGGAAAACUCAUCAAUUUUACAUAGAUUUAAUUCACCCUGUCAAGAAAGAUCCAGGAGUCCUACAGUCAAUGGUGAAAGUAAAAGUCCACUGCUACUAAAUGAAUGCUGCUCCCUCCCAGAUCUAACUACACCACUAAAAAAACGAAGACUUUAUCAGUUGCUAGAUUCUGCUUACUCUGAAACCUCCACACCUACUCCUUCACCGUAUGCUACACCGACUCACACAGAUAUUACUCUCACGGACCCAUCAUUUGCUACUCCUCCACGGGUAAAAUCAGAUGAUGAAGCUUGCAGAAAUGGUUAUAAGCCCAUAUAUUCACCAGUUACCCCAGUAACUCCUGGCACACCAGGAAAUACCAUGCACUUUGAGAAUAUUUCUUCCCCAGAAAGUUCUCCAGAAAUUAAGAGACGCACUUAUAAUCAAGAGGGAUAUGACCGAUCUUCAACCAUGUUAACAUUGGGGCCUUUUAGAAAUUCUAAUUUAACUGACCUGGGUCUGCAAGAAAUAAAGACUAUUGGUUAUACCAGCCCUCGGAGUAGGACUGAAGUCAACAGACAGUGCCCUGGAGAAAAGGAAUCUGUGUCAGACCUUCAGCUGGGACUCGAUGCAAUCGAGCAAACUGCCUUACAUAAAACCAUGGAACCACCUACACAUGACAGGACUGAUUCUAACAGCCAACUGGAAUCUACUCACUCUGGACGGGGCACAAUGUAUUCUUCCUGGGUAAAGAGUCCUGACAGAGCAGGAGUUAACUUCUCAGUAAACUCUAACUUGAGGGACCUGACGCCCUCCCAUCAGUUGGAGGUUGGAGGAGGCUUCCGAAUAAGUGAGUCAAAGUGCCUGGUGCAGGAUGAUACUAGAGGCAUAUUUAUGGAAACACCUGUGUUUUGUACUUCAGAAGAUGGGCUUGUUUCUGGUUUCGGACGGACUGUUAAUGACAAUUUGAUCGACGGAAGUUGCACACCCCAGAAUCCACCACAAAAGAAAAAGGUCUCUCUAUUAGAGUACCGUAAAAGACAGCGGGAAGCCAGGAAGAGCGGCUCGAAGGCUGAGCACUUUCCACUGGUUAGCGUGUCACCUCACGCAAGCGGCAGCUCGAUCAACAGUGGUGAUGGCUGCGGCAACAGGAGUGAAAGCGGGGAGCAGCUAGAAGGCACCGCUAGCCUGCCGUUACCGACACCAGCUACGGUUUAUAGUGCUGCUUCAGAAGAAACCAGCAAUAACUGUCCUGUUAAGGAAGCUUCUGCCAGUGAGAAGAACGACCCAGAAGUUCAAUGGACCGCUUCAACCUCAGUGGAGCAAGUGAGAGAAAGGAGUUACCAGCGUGCGCUACUUCUCAGCGAUCACCGAAAAGAUAAAGACAGUGGGGGAGAGUCACCCUGUGUCCCAUGUUCACCGAGUCAUGUUCCGUCUUCACCUUCAUCUCAUUCAAAUCACAUUCCCCAGUUGCAACCCAAGGGCCCAGUCCCUCCUUUCAGUGAACUUACAGAAGAUCCUGACCCUGAAAAUCCAGAGCCCAUGACUACAAGUGAAUGUCCAUCCCCAGACACCUCUCAAAACACUUGUAAAAGCCCUUCAAAAAUGAGCAAGCCUGGUUCCCCGGGACCCGUACUUCCUGUUCAGCCGCAUGGGAAAAUACCCACUAAGUCCGAUUCCCACUGGGAGGCAACAGCUACCGCGUCGGAAGCGGAGAACGGGGUGCACCUGAAAGCAGAGCUCCCCCAGAAGCAGCUGUUAAAUAACACCCAAGCACUUCCAAAGAACCCUCCUCCUCAGCCGCUGGCUCGAAGCUCAGCCGAGCAACUUUCCCAGAAGCUGCCAUCCGCCGCACCGGUCAAGUUGCACUGUCCUCCGUCCCCUCACGUAGAAAAUCCUCCUAAGUCCUCGACACCCCACCCGCCUGUGCAGCACGGUUAUCUCUCACCAAAGCCCCCUACCCAGCAGCUAGGCUCGCCCUACAGGCCUCAUCACGCACAGUCACCUCAAGUGGGAACACCUCAGCGUGAGCCUCAGAGAAGUUUCUACCCAGCCGCACAGAAUCUUCCAGCCAGUACUCAGCAGGCGCCGUCUGGAGCACUCUUCACACAGACCCCCUCAGGACAAUCUGCCGCGACAUACAGUCAGUUUACCCCCCCCAGUCUGAGCAGCACGGCACCGCCCCCCCCCCCCCCCCCGCCGCCGUCUUCCUCCUCGUACUACCAACCCCAGCAGCCCUCCGCAAACUUUCAGGGUUACAACCAGCUUAAAGGUGGUCUUUCCCAACAGGCCGUGUUUGCAUCGGGACCAAAUCAAGCACUUGCGGGCGCCAGCAGCCAGCAGCCCGCUCCAGGCCACCACGUCACUCCGGGCCAUUUCUUGCCUUCUCCGAACCCUCCGCUUCACCAUCAAACUGCCCCGGCUGUGGUGCCCCCCCCGCCCCCCCCGCCCCCCGCCCCCGGGCCACACCUCGUACCGCAGCCCAGCUCCCAUCAGCAGCACUCUGUCACUCACGUCGUAGGGCCUGUUCACGCGGUCACCCCCGGCUCUCACAUUCACUCUCAAACCGCUGGACAUCAUUUGCCACCACCCCCGCCACCUCCUGGUCCUGCCCCUCACCACCACCCGCCACCCCAUCCUUCUGCAGGACUCCAAGGUCUACCAGCACAACACCAGCAUGUGGUCAAUUCAGCACCCCCCCCGCCGCCGCCGCCGCCACCUUCCAGUGUGCUGGCUUCUGGGCACCAUCCCCCCUCUGCUCAAGCCUUACACCAUCCACCUCAUCAAGGACCUCCACUUUUUCCUGCAAGUGCUCAUCCAGCCGUACCACCGUACCCCUCCGCAGCCACACAUCACACCACUCUGGGACCGGGACCCCAACACCAGCCUUCUGGAACAGGGCCACACUGCCCAUUACCAGUCGCAGGUCCUCAUCUCCAGCCCCAAGGACCAAACAGUAUUCCGACACCGACUGCUUCAGGGUUCUGUCCUCACCCUGGCUCUGUGGCCCUGCCACAUGGGGUUCAAGGACCUCAGCAGGCAUCCCCAGUGCCUGGACAGAUUCCGAUCCACAGAGCACAGGUGCCACCGACAUUUCAGAACAAUUACCAUGGUUCAGGGUGGCAUUAAAAUGGACUCCAAAAACAUUUUUUAAAAUGUUCUGUAAGAUAAAAACUGUAUAUUUCAUAUGUACCUAUUAAGGUACUUUUUAAAGCUUGUACAUGAAACUUUGU